This is a messenger RNA of Pseudopipra pipra, 10325 nucleotides long. It is a transcript of the gene ARL15, whose product is annotated as ADP ribosylation factor like GTPase 15. Gene Ontology annotation, molecular function: GTPase activity; GTP binding. Lineage: Eukaryota; Metazoa; Chordata; Aves; Passeriformes; Pipridae. The transcript has 6 exons. The record is from RefSeq and is a predicted model, not a curated record. The coding region runs from base 5966 to 6676 and encodes 236 amino acids.
GGUUUGCCCAAAAACUCAAGUGUAGAGGGACUCAAAGGGGAUUGGUGGUGACAAUGCUAUUGUAUUCAUAUGCUGACUUAGUGGAUAAUAUGAAAUUCCAGUCUUAGAAGGAAAGCCAAUAAUUCAUUGGCAAAAAUACUGUCUCACCUCUCUCCACACAGUGAAAGCCAACCAAAAUCUGUCUCCUGCAUCAGAACUGUUAUUUCCUUCAGUGUUGGAAUUAGAACAAUAGUCUCAUAUUGUCUUAAUUUCCUGACUUUGGCAAUGCCAGGAAGGCUGCAGAGGUGGUAGAAUCCCUACUAGUUAUGAAAUUACGUUUUCUUUCAUAGUAUGGGUUCAAGUUAGAAGAUGGAACAUGGCCAGACCCUUUUUUUUAAGAUUACAGAUGAAGUUUACUGUGAGUCUUGAUUUAUAAGACAUGAAUAGGUAUAUCAUUAAACAGACACGAGUCAUGAAUGCUUUAAUGAAAUGUUAAGCCUGAAAUUUAAAACUUUUUUUCUCCUCUCUCUUUUCAGAGCUUUUGUUCAUACAUAUUAGAAUUUUCAAAAUCUGAAAACAUGUUUUCUGGCCUGCUUUGUACAGUUGCCUACAUUCAAAGACCCCAUGUCACCUAUGUUGGAAAAAAACAGGAGACCUGCUUUUCUUCUUAAAAAAGUCAUUGUACGAUAUAAAAUACUGGCAGAAUCUCACUCAGUCUUUGCCAUACACUCUAAGCAAAGAUCACUGUACAUAUAAACAUUUAUAUAAAAUGAUCAGACAUCUGGUCAGUAGCAAGUUGGCACUUUCCAUUACUACAAUACUUUCCUCCCAACACAUAUUUGUCAAUACAGCUAUUUUUAUAACACAGAUCAGAACAGCUGUGCAAAAUCUGUUGCUCUCAUGUUGUUCUACUGAAGGUAAGAAGAACUUUAAUUAAACUUUAUUUUGCUAAGGUUUAAGUUUACAUAGCAUGCUGUGCAAGAAAUAAAAUGUUUGUUGUGAGAUCAUGAGAGAGCAAUAAUAUUUAUAAAAGCAGAUUUAACUCCCAUAUUAUGGAAACCAUUUUAUUUGCACAGUAGAAGCUCUUUUUCCAUAUUAAUCUUUGCUGUGGCAAGGAGGUAAAUUAGGUCUGUACAGGUUAAUAGGAUAGUUCUGUAGUUGUAUUAGUAAUACUGGAUUUUAAAGUGGAGGGAAGUUUUAAAAAGCAAUGCAGAUGUUUACUGGGCUUGUGUUAGCUAUUCCAUGUAGAUUGUAGCUUUCAUUGGGGCCAGUUACAGCUAUUUACAGAUGUAAAUGUGUGUAUGGAGUCUGUGGUUUAUAAAGUGAAAUCGGGCUUCUUUUUCUUAGGGAUGAACAAAGCCACAGGAAAAUCAUUCAGAAGAGUUAACCAUAAGCAAAACCACAAAACACAGAGGGGGCUUUAACAUGCAGUCAAAGGACUUGGCAUUGUUGACAUUUUCUAUGAAUUCAAAACAUAUUCAGUUUUAUAUAGAGAAUGACUGAUGGAUGGAUAAAGAGGGUGGAAACCGAGAAUGAAAGACAAAAUAUUCUAAAUGCAAGGAAAUUUGAUUACCAGUGUACAAGCAAGCUGUAAUUCACCAAACUGUACUGAGUGAUAGUAGCCAAAGGCAGCUGGAUGUUGAAUAAUGCGUGAUUAUCUGUCCAGUUUGCCAACUCCCUACUCAUAUUGCUGUUCCCAGAGCAUUCAGUGAGGAUAUCAGUGAAGUACAGGUUGCAAGAUUAAAUCUUAUUCUAGCAAAAAUCCAGGACUCAAAGAACACCAGACAGUUUCAGAUGGACUCCAAACUGUCUCACUGCUACUCAUUUUCUAUCACUGCUGGAAUUUUGCUGUGGAAACAAAUAGCAAAGAAAACAAUAACAGGAUUAAGAACAAUGACAGACUAUUAAAUCACAUACCAGUGGUUUGCAGCCUAUGGCAUUUUUUUUCCAUGGGUGUAAUGAUAGACUUUUUUUGGCAGUGGCUUUUCUUUUUUAGCUGAGGAAGGGAUGCUUUCUAGUUUCUCCCUGCUUUGUUAUAGUUUGUAUGUAGUUUCUUUUAUUUAAUUCUCCCACCUGAAAUUGUGUAGUUUGGAGACAGGCCCUUUUUCUGCUCAGGAACAAGAAUUAGAACAUUUCAUUCUUCCUGGGUAUAGGGAGCCAUAGAGAGCAGUUAGCUGUCAGUGAGCAAACAAUAGUAAUGAGUUCUAUGAACUGUAAUUGUGAGAGGGCUAACGUGCACAGACUGCAGAGCAAUAGAGAUUUGGGGCCAAUAUAUAAACAACUGGUAAUUCUGUAAUCCUGAGCCUAGCCUAGAACCAUAGAAAAUCAGUGUCCAAGUUUAGGUAUUUACAUAGUGCAAGAGGCCUCUGCUAUUUUGAGAGAUCAAAUACAGUUUCCUGUUCUCCUUAUUAUUGUUCCCAGAGUCAACAAUGCGUCCUGGUGAUACCAUAAAAAGACACCAAACUAUUCUGCAAUCUGGAAAAGUGUUUUUUAGUUAUUCUACUGCUGCAGUUCUAAGCUCUGAUUAUGUAGAAUCACAAAGUUAGUAUUUUUUUCUCAGCGGAUGUCCAAUUUCUUUAGUCUUUAAAGUUACUUUGCAUAUGCUGAUAAUAAUUUUAAUUUCCUGAUCUAAAAUGUCACACAUUGAUUUCAUAUAUUUUAGGCUAAUUUUUAUCCCUAUCUAAAUGCGAAGUAAGCAUUUAGAUAGCUAGCUAAUGAGGUUACAUUGCUACAUACCAAUGACAUUUCAGGUGCAUGACUACUCAUGAAAUUCUCAUUUGAGCAUGCAAAAGGCACUAAGGGUUUCCAAAAUGCAGUUGCUACAGUCACUUGUCUCCAACAACUUGUUACCUUUAAUGUCCACAUCUCAUAUGUGUUGUGAGUUCAUUAAGGGAUAUCUUUCUGACUCAAACUGGCUGGCAUAGGAAGCUGUGACAUGUCAGCUAUGCCUUUUGUAGAAACAUGGAGUUGAUUGCCCAUAUGUACAAAACAUCUGGACUGAUCCCUUGUGUUACUGGGUACAACCCACUGUAGUUAUUACCUCCGGAUGUGGGGAGAAAGGCCAGCAGAAAUACCUGGCUCCAUUAGCCCAUUCUUUGUUCCACUACAGCAGGUCUGACUGGAAUGUCAAGACCUGGUCUACAGAGUGUUAGGCACUCAGAGCUGUACUUCCAGGUAAUACUUAAAGCAGUCUGGCUGGUUGCUAUUUGAUGUUAAAUAUUACAGAAUACUUUCUGUCUUAUAUUAGGUACUCAAAAUCAAUAGAUACUUUGACUUUUAACUUUCUCUGCCUCAUUCCUUCUUCUGAAAGCAAUAAUAAUACUCUCUCAUCUCAAAGGAUUAUUGUGAAAAUGAAGUAAUUAAUAUCAUAGAAACAUAAUAUCUGUGAAUAAGUUAGUGUCAGAAUGUAUGACAAAGCAAAAAAAACUUUUGUCCCCAGACAGAAUUUGUCAAGUCGUGAGUAAAAAAAUGAGGCCACAUACAACAAUAAUAACAGUAAAGAAAAAGGAAAAUUGAAUACUGACUAAUACAGUAGUCAAGUGGAAAAUAUACAGUAGAGUCAUAUAAUUGAACAGCACAUACAAACAUAUGUAGGCUGAAUUAAAGCUGCACAGGAAAUCUGAAAUUUAGCAUUUUCUUCCUAAGUGUUUAAAAAAUUUACUGUACUACAGCCACAAUUGUUAGGUUUCUAUUCCUCUUUGUUUUUCAGCAUGAGACACAAUUUGCUGUAAGGAUGUGGGAUAUAUAGAAAGAUAGAAUCACAUUUGAAAAUUAAUUCAGAUAGUAAUGUAAAGUUUUCUAAAGUGAAGUUAAAUCUGAGCACACUAUGACUUCCAUCUACUCCUCUUCCAUGAGAAGUAUGAGUCAGUUGAUGUGCUAAGGUGAAGCCUCUUGGCAGUUCCCUGUCUGGAGACUGAAUCUAUUGGUUAUGUUCUGCCCACUGUCCCAGCAGAGAUACACUAGAACUUCCUCAUUUGCAGCAGAAAGGAUAUUAGGAAAGGUAGGCAGGAUCUGGUAGGUUCUAAGUUAAAAUGCCUCUGUUGGAAGUAUCAACAGAGAUAUACUACAGAUAUACUACAGAAUUUAUUGGAAAUUUUACAGUAUCUGUUUGUAUGCGGUAAUACACCUUAACCUUCUGAAAGCUAGCCAUUAAAACAGUGAACAUGUCAAAAACAUUACUUUUGCCUAUGGCUCAGUUCCAAGACAGUGCAUUAAUAUGCAUGUCAGUCUGCUGAGCAGGGUGAAAAUGAAGAAUUAGUGAUCAACGCUAAUGAGAAUAAUUUGCUCUAAAUACAAAUGUACUGUGCUUUUUGCUCACAAUAUUUACAACUUUACUCGAAAGAAUCUCCCAGUAUCUGGUUAAUUUAGUACUACUACUACUUAUGAUUUUUUAUGUGUUCAGAGUAACAAUAAUAUUUAACCUAAAUUCCCUCACUAAGUAUUAGCAGAGUUGCAUGUUAAUGAAUUAGCAAAUUCACCUUGAUUUUAUUCUUAAACCUUCCACAUAGAAGCAAGUGAUCAAAUUUCAUGCUAGUUAUACAGAAAGCUAGUUUACUAUUUAGCCAGGACUACAAAAAUCAUAUAUGGUUCAGAUUUAUCCAUACUCCAUGCUGAAAUAAACCAGAAAUAAAAUACAACAAAUGUUUCUUCUCAUGUAUUCUUCAGAUAUGUUAAAGCCAAGAAAGCUAUACUUUGGCUGCUAGCCUUUCCCUCAAGGAAAAAAAAGAAAAAUACACUAGUGAGAGUCAAAGGGACCAGUAACACAUGCUUUGGACUUGUUUCCAGAGCUGAAAUCUGUACAAUUACCGCACAAAAUACCUGACUCUUAAUGAGCUUUUAGAAAACCCUAGUAUUUCAACCUGUUUUCCUGAUUUGAGAUUCAGUUUGGCUGAGAGGUCCGUCAGCGUCUUUAAAUUGUGAUUCAUUCUUUCAUGGGGCACCUUCAUGCAACUUAUUCUCAUCCUCAGGACCAUGUGGAGGAUGGUCAAAAGACAAACACAGUUUAUUCCUAAGUGAGAACUCUUCAAGAUGCGCUCAGAAUAUUCACAUGCAUGUCUUAUUUUCCCCCUCCCUUGAAGCUGUAAUUGCAUGUAGGAUAGACGAAAGAAUUGCAUUGAAGUGGCUGAAUUCACAUGCUGCCUUUAGGCUCUCAUCCUGAGAACGCAUAGGAACAGUGAGAGAAGGGGGACAGUGUUGUUGUUAUAAAGUUCCCACCUGCACAGUAAACUGCCUGAGUGGAAAUGCAUUUCAAAGAGUGCAUGCUCUCUGUUGCAUUUAUUCCUAUACCCUUGACACUAAUGCAGCUGAGCUUCUUGGGUACACAAGAUGCUCCCUAGCAUGUCUGCAGCAUUGCUAGGUUUGUGUUGUUCAGAUGAUUAUCAUUAACUGGUUUUAUUACUCACAAGAGAGGUUUAUAAUCCAGCUGCCAAGGUGUUAGCAAGAAUGGAUGGCUGGACUUGUGGCACUGCCUUGGGAGGUAAGAAAUCCAGUUUAGUUCCUGGGUCCUCUGGAGGUUUUUGUCUUUGGCAUUUGGAAAACCACAGUCUUUCUAAUCCACUUGUGUGAAGAGGUAUCAGCAUCCUAGCCCUAUUUAUGUUUAUUGAGCUUUUCAGGAGAGACGGUAUCUUGCAAUGCAUGCAUACGAAAAGUCUUACACAGAGACAAAAUAGCAUAUGAAGCCUUCAGAGGAAAAAGACCAAACAAGGAAAAUCAUGAGAAUUGCUAAGUAUGACAGUGUGUCACCAGUGACGAAAAAGAAGUGGAGUUUAAUGUGAACAUACCUUUAAGAUUCCUGACAAAACCAAAGAAUAGCUUGCUGACUCAGGAAUCAGAGGCAGACUUACUGGAAGGGGUAAACCUCCCCACCUCUACUAUGGCCCCAAAAGUAUGUCACUUGCUUUACAGGAUGCGAUAGCACAGCAGUGGAUGGCUGUUGGGCCAUCAUUAUAACCGCAUCUGAAAGUACAAGGAUACAGCAAGUGGAGGAAUGAAGAGGACUAAUGCUGGCAGCAGUCAGACCGAGGUUCCAGCUUCCCGUACAGCUUUACUUGAGGCACCACCUCCCUCUCUGUUGGCCAGGCAGACCUGUGGGAUGGCCACUGUUAAUCUCCAAACACAACAGAGGCAUUAUUGUUUUAGAGCACUUUGCUGCAAGGGACCGCCACCACCACGACCUGAAUAUGACUUAGUUUGCAUAGGCCUCUCUGGUUCUGGCAAGACAAGUCUUCUGUCUCAGCUUUGCAGUGAGAGCCUGGAGAAUAUCGUGUCUACCACAGGUUUUAGUAUAAAAGCGGUGCCAUUCCAGAAUGCCAUCUUGAACGUAAAAGAACUUGGAGGAGCUGACAACAUCAGGAAAUACUGGAGUCGUUAUUACCAAGGAUCCCAGGGGGUAAUAUUUGUAUUAGACAGUGCCUCCUCUGAAGAUGAUCUAGAAACUGCUAGAAAUGAACUGCAUUCUGCUCUCCAGCACCCACAGUUAUGUACUUUGCCAUUUUUAAUACUGGCCAAUCAUCAAGACAAGCCAGCAGCUCGCUCCGUACAAGAGAUAAAAAAAUAUUUUGAACUUGAGCCGCUUGCACGUGGAAAGCGUUGGAUUCUUAAACCCUGCUCCUUGGAUGAUAUGGAGGCAGUAAAAGACAGCUUCUCCCUUCUAAUAAACUUGCUAGAAGAGAGAGACUUCGAACCUUCAAGAAUGUGAAAUCCAAGAGAAAGGAGUGGUUCUCCAGACAUCACUGUACUUGCUCGUUCUGCACACAGUUUAAUUAUGGUGUGGUAUCAAGACUGAGCUGUGAUAUGUUGUUCAUACAGAGUUAGUGCAGAAUGUCCUUUUGUUAAAAUAAAUGUUCUGUGAGUCAGGUACACAACUAUUUCCAGUAGAGUUGUCUAUGCUACUGAAGUAGGAAGUUCCUCUUUGUUUACCACUAUUUCUGCACACUGCAUGUUGCUUUCUUGCUUUGCGAUCAUCCUUGAUAGGGAAUUUUGCGCGCACAAAAAUAACCUAGUCUGUAAAGGAGGAAUUCUAUGUGUUACCUUGGAUUUUAAAAAAUAACUAAUAUCUAAAUGAUUUGUGGGUCUAAUUUGUAUUAGCUUGUUUACUGACCUCACAGUAUGGAAAAGCACAGCCACUGAGAACCUAGGAUACCUAAAAGGCAAGCUGUUUCAUGUUAAUGCAAAGGUUAUUCCUGAGGUUUUAGUAAGUGAAAACACAGUUGACAAAUUUGUUGAGUCCUCUUUUAAAAUCACUGCAUAACCUUGCCAAAGGCAGAACAGUUAUUUUGCUGGAAGUUUGAUGAAAAGUGAAUUACCAAACAGAUGUGCACAGAUAACAGUAUUUGGGGAAAGUAGGUGAUCUCAACAGGUGAUCUAAGUAAAAUGAUUUUCUUAGAAAUAUACAAAAGUUGGAUAAAGGAAUAAACUAAUUGAAAGUAGUUUUCCAUAAAAAAGCAAGGUAAAUGUCUGUUAGUUCAUCUGUGGAGGCUUUAUUACUAGAUAGAAGUAUGAGUGAUUUGAAAUAAGGACUGCUUCCUUUAUCACUCAUUUGUAGACUACUACUGUUAUUGUAACAUUGCCAAGGCAUCUAUACCAGAAUUAAGGGUCUUCCAGUGUUUGUACUUCUCUUUUCAAGGGGAUUAUGUCUUGUUCUUUCAAGCUUACUCUAGGCUAAGUGUUACUUAGAAGACAAAAAAGUAUUCAUUGGGAAACAACAUUUGUAAUACAUUCAGAAAAAGCCACUUUGGUUCAAGUAACACAGUCCACAUUUUCUAUUUCCACGUUUUCCCCAGAUUUGCAGUAUUUUGGCUGCCUUUUGUUGAUUUUUUUUAAACUUUAUAACCCAAUUUUGUUCAUUAAAGAAAUGUGCCAGGCCACUUGUCACUGAGUCAGUGACAACAGGGGACGUGCAGAUCAGUUGCUGGACUGGUGCACACCUUGAAUGCUGUGCCUUGCACAUUCGGCUACCCUUGAGUGUCUGCAAAUACAAACUGUAGUGAUGUGUCAUUAGUUUCUCAUUGAUUCUUCUUGUGUUCUGAAACUUCUAACGCCAUUUUUCAGGGCUUUAAGCAGCAUAUCUUUUCACUCUGAGCAUUUAUAUUUUGUUUAAUGUUUGUUGUAGUUUCUCAUUAGUUUAUUUGGGGAUAAGAAAAUAGCAAAGAUCAGCUUUUAAAGGCUGAUAAAAGCCAUUUCUCUAUUACUUGCGAUUAUACUCUUUGUUAAACAAAAUGGUUUUAAUAGGUAUUUUUGUUUACUUUUCAAUUUCCUUGGAUUUCCUGCAUUGCUCCCACUGUUUUAACUUGGUUCCUGUUAUCAGAAAGAAGCUGGGAAAACUGAUAAACUCCUUGUUUCAUUUUGAGAUAGAAUAGGCAGAAAGCCUGAAGGGCAUCUCCUUGCUUUGUUUUUUUAUUCUCUUUCCUACCAGGUCAAUCGUCUCACUCCUAAUACUCUUGGAAAUAACCAAGAACUGGAAUUGUUCAUUUUGAAGCACAGAGUAGCCCUUCUUUGGUUCAAUUCUCUCUGCACCCUUUAGUCGGGACCCAUCUGCCCAUCAGUUUCUCUUGUAUGGGUUAAGGAGGUUCCUUUCCCAGGAUUUAAGAAGGAAUUGGAUCUAAUUUACAAUUUCAAACUCUCUCUUAGUUUACGUGAGAUUAGAGGCUACAGAGUCCUCAGAUUUCCACAAGGCCCCCAAAUUUCUGUCCUGUUUAGAGAUAACGACAAAUAAGUGGUAAGGAGGAGGUGGGAAAAUUACUUGCCAGAAAAGGCAGGCAAAAUGGGGGAUUCAGAGCUUUUACUGCUUUUUCAUUGGCCAUUAGUUAGAAGAUGUGAAAUAACAUUUUUUUUACUGUUUUUCCCCUUCUUUCCCUUAGUUAUGGACCAAAAGUUACAGGAAAUGAAAAUAAGCCCAACCAUAUUGCAUUCUUGAAACUUUACUUAUUUCUGCCAUCAGUAGAAAAACCAUCGGUCUGGUCCAAAAACUUUUAUGUUUCCAAGUUACAUUUUAGUCAUGAUCUCCCAGAUAUGCACUGUUAGAACGUGCUACAUGACUAACAUGAAAAAGGCCCAAUACAUUGAUGAGAAUAUGGUUUUGGCAUAUGCCGGUGGCCACUUAGACUAGGACCUUAAGGCAAAUGUCAACUGCACAGAAGCAGUGAUUUUGAUUUACUGAAUUAUUUUGAGUAUGCUUUUUCUUAUUAAUACGGCGAUCAUUCCUCACCACAGAUUGAAACAAUACCUCAUAACUGCUGAAGGCUAAAACCAACACUUAACUUUACUUUGAAUGUAGUACUUCUGUGGUUUUGUGUUGUAGAUAGACUUAAUGGAUGUGUACCUUUUUAAUGUCUAUAAGCAACUUCACCUUUUUGUGAGGGGAUAAAAACAUUCAGUAGCAGCUCAUGACAUAAUUCCUUGUCUAUAGUGUUGUUGAAUGCUCUGGCUUGGUAGAAUAUGUAAGCACUAUGCAGUUUGCAUUCUGCUAACCAAUCUCAAUUGCUUCAGUUUUUGUUGGUUUGUUUUAGUUUGGUUUUUUUUAAUCUUUUCAAAUGUGUUCAUCAUUUAGGUGGAAUAAACUUGGGCACUAGGCUCUACUUUACUUGCAAGUUCAUUAAGGAGUGAACAUUUUCUUUUUAAAAAAGAUGUGCUUUAAUGUUCUUUAGCCAUCUGUUAAAUUACUUCGUGUGUGUAUGUGUGUGUGCCCACACUGGGCUUCUCAGACCUGUGGCUGUCUGCAGUGUCUCAGCCGUCAGAGUGAAAACAUUAUCAAUCAAUAUCCAACAACAGCUGGUUUUGACAACCUUCUGUCUGCUGCCUAAUGCUUUACAGCUCAUCAGUAAGACUUCUUUGUCUGCCCACUCUGAGCUGGUAAUCUUACUGCUUCCAUGUCGUGUCCUGUAGUUGUACUUCUAGCAUUUGUAUGGAUAAAAAGUUAAAUCUUAGUGGGUUUUGAUAUUCUUUCUUGCUGUAUAAUGCUCCAUGUGUAUCUUAGCUUGCCUAUUCAAAUACGCUAUACAAAAAUCUGUGAUGUAUUAUUUCAUUUAACUUCUUGCAUUUCAUUAUAUUUAUAGAAGUUGCAGAUUUUUGUACCGUAUUACUUAAUACAGUUGCCUUUUUGUAAUGGCAAUUAAUUUAUAUUACAAAAGUUUGUAUCUUUUCUGUAGUCAAAAAAUAUUAGUUAACUGCCAUAUUAUCUUAACUUUAUACUAAAAAUACAGUGUCUAUACAUGAAGUUGACCCAAUUAAAUGGUCAACUGCUGAUGUGGGGAACCUGUACUGUUUAUGAUUUAUACAUAAUUUCCACUAUCAAAAAAAAAAAAAAGAAAGAAAGAAAAAGAAAGAAAAUAAAUGCUGUGUAGAAUUGA